Triticum urartu is the source of this 555-nucleotide messenger RNA. NCBI's taxonomy places the organism in Eukaryota, Viridiplantae, Streptophyta, Magnoliopsida, Poales, Poaceae. The record is from RefSeq and is a predicted model, not a curated record.
AUGAACGCCGGUCCAGUAGAGCCCACGCACACAGAGAAAAAGAAGUUAAGCCCAUUUCUGACCAACCGCCCGAGGCAGAGCUGCCAUUGCAAUCCAUCGGAGAUCUCUCCGCCGCCGCCGCCGUCCUGCGCCAUGCUCCGCCUCCGAGAGUGCGUCGUUUCCUAUAUCAUCUCUCUUUCCUCCACCUCCGCCGUCUCCCCUCUGCUUCGCCUCCUCUCCGCCGCCGCGGCCCCCGUUUCCCCGAACCCCAGUAGCUUCGCCGUCGAGGACUACCUCAUCCACACCUGCGGCCUCACCCGGCCCCAAGCCCUCAAGGCCUCCACCAAGAUCUCCCACCUCAAGUCCCCCGCCAAACCCAACGCCGUCCUCGCCUUCCUCGCCGGCCUCGGCCUCUCCGGCGCCGACGUCGCCGCAGUACUACCUGCCCCUCUUCGGCUCCUGCCACAACUUCCUCCGGGCGUUCGAGCGCUCAUUCUAUCUUCUCUCGCCGGAUCUGGAUUAGGUGGUAACGCCCAAUGUCGCGUACCUGCAGGAGUGCGGGCUAUCUGCUUGUGA